Messenger RNA from Penicillium angulare, 1830 nucleotides. Its product is annotated as Major facilitator superfamily domain general substrate transporter. Gene Ontology annotation, biological process: transmembrane transport. NCBI's taxonomy places the organism in Eukaryota, Fungi, Ascomycota, Eurotiomycetes, Eurotiales, Aspergillaceae. The coding region runs from base 1 to 1830 and encodes 609 amino acids. Gene Ontology annotation, molecular function: transmembrane transporter activity. The record is from RefSeq and is a predicted model, not a curated record. The transcript is spliced from 4 exons.
AUGGCGGUUACGCAGUUCCGGCCCUUGCUGCGCAGGGCUCGCGUUUGGUUUGGUCGUCGUGGUCCGGAUGAAACGAGAAGCUCGUCUGUUGACACUGGUAAUGCUACACCGGAAGCAGGAGAGCUAGAGAAGAAGGAUCCUCAUACUACCAACUUCGUCACUCCACUUAAUGAGAAUGGCGCUGAGCUACCUGAGCCUGGUCUGCAGCGUGGUGUUGCUGAUGCCGAGGCACUGACAUUAACCUGGUCUAAGACUACUCUUGCGUUGGUCUUUAUCAACAUGUGGUUCUUGUAUUUUGUAAAUGCAUUCCAGUCAUCCGUUUACGACACUAUUUCUCCCUAUGUCGCUAGUUACUGGGAGUUCCACUCCCUUUCUGGUUUGCCUACGGCUAUUGCUGAUGCUUGUACUGCCGCUGUCUAUGUUCCAACUGCUAAGUUGUGUGACACAUGGGGUCGUGCGGAGGCAUUCCUGCUCAUGACUUGCUUUGCCACUCUGGGUCUGAUUCUGAUGGCUUCCUGCAAUGGAUUCAGUAUCUACUGUGCUGGAUAUGUCUUCUACCAGCUUGGCUUCGGUGGUAUGGAAUACUGUGUCGAUGUUAUUACGGCUGAUUCGACUAAGCUUAAGAACCGAGCUUUUGCGUACGCUUUCACAUCUUCACCAUACAUCAUUACCGCAUUCGCUGGUCCCAAGGUUGGAAACGAGUUCUACGAUCUGUCUGGCGAGGGCUGGCGAUGGGGUUUUGGUACAUGGGCCAUCAUCUUCCCUCUUACAGCUCUUCCUCUGUUCUUUACAUUGAGACAUCAAAUCGGCAAGGCUCGGAAGGAGGGACACAUGGUUCACGAGUCCAGUGGUCGCACAUUCUUGGAAAGCGUUGUUUACUGGACUAAGGAAUUUGACUUGAUCGGUGUUUUCAUCUUCACCGCUGGUUUGGUUUUGUUCGAGCUUCCCUUUGAUAUUGCCGAUUACGCACCAGAUGGCUGGAAGACUGGUUACAUCAUUGCCAUGCUCGUGGUUGGAUUCUGCUUCCUCUUCCUCUUCGCCAUUUGGGAGAAAUUCUUUUCAACAACUCCCUUCCUGGAUAUCGCUUACAUUCGUGACCGUACCGUCAUUGGAGCAUGUUGCCUGGAUGCGACAUACCAGCUUUCCUACUACUGCUGGAACUACUAUUUCACUUCCUUCUUGCAGGUUGUUAACGCUUUGACUCCCACCCAGGCUGGAUGGAUCAAUCAUAUCUUCGAUAUUGUCUCGGGUCUCCUGCUAUUCCUCGUUGGUGGUAUUAUUGCCAAGACCUGCCGUUUCAAGUGGCUUCUGUACAUCGCUGUCCCUCUCUACAUCUUUGCUCAAGGUCUAAUGAUCUACUUCCGCAAGGAAGGUCAGAGUGUCGGGUACCAGAUCAUGUGUCAGAUCUUCAUUGCCAUCGGCGGCUCAGUAUUCAUUAUCGUUGAGCAGCUUUCUAUCUUGGCUGCUGUUGACCACCAGCACAUUGCCUCGGCUCUUGCCUUGCUCAACGUUGUUGGUACAAUCGGUGGCAGUGCUGGUCUUACCAUCAGUACCGCUGUUUGGGAGUACACUUUCCCCGUUGCACUGGAGAGAUACCUCCCCGAGUCAGCCAUGUCUGACUUCGAUAGCAUCUACGGCUCGCUCACUGAGCAGACCAAGUAUGCCGUUGGCACUCCUACUAGAAUCGCUAUUCAGAAGGCCUACAGCUUUGCUGAGCUGCGUUUGCUUUCCAUUGGUACUGGUAUCAUGGUCCUUGCUAUUCCUUGCACUAUGCUCAUUAAGAACAUUCAUCUGGACAAGAAGCCACAGGUCAAGGGUACCGUCUUCUAA